Molecule: messenger RNA, 2395 nt
Organism: Apus apus (common swift)
Lineage: Eukaryota; Metazoa; Chordata; Aves; Apodiformes; Apodidae
Product: ubiquitin carboxyl-terminal hydrolase 17-like
Exons: 13
Coding region: 135-2204 (689 amino acids)
Biological process (GO): protein deubiquitination; regulation of apoptotic process
Cellular component (GO): nucleus; cytosol
Molecular function (GO): cysteine-type endopeptidase activity; cysteine-type deubiquitinase activity
Source: RefSeq, a predicted model, not a curated record
ACAGCAAGAGCACAGGCUGUAGAGGGGACCAGGUGGGGGUGUGAGGGUGACAGUGUGACAGGAGGUUGUGCCAUGGGGGGCAGCAGUCAGGUGGGGGGUGAGGGGCUUUGUGUUUGGUUUGCAGGUGUGACAAGAUGGUUGCCAGCUCCGAGACCUUGACAGCCCAUUGCCUGCCCAGGGUUCCUGAUGCUGCUCGACCUGCAGAGACAGGUGACAGGGCUGGUGCUGAUCUCUUGCUGGAGCACAUCCUGAGAGCCUCUGUCACCCAGAGAUUCCUGUUCCCAAGAGGAGCAACGGCUGCAGUGCAGGACAUCUCCUACAUUGCCAAGAGAAUGGCUCCACAGAGAAGCAUCGACUGGCAGCAAAAGCCAAGAGUUGGAGCAGGACUCCAGAACCUGGGCAACACCUGCUUCCUCAAUGCUGUCCUGCAGUGUCUGACAUACACGCCCCCCCUGGCCAAAUACCUGCUCUCUCGGGAGCACAGCCAGUCCUGUGCUCAGCCACACUCUUGUGUGAUGUUCAGAGUGCAAGAGCAUGUUAACAAGGUCCUGUGUACUGCAGCCCCCUCCAUCCUGCCUUUGGACGUCCUCGUUGUUCUCCAGCGCAUAGGAGACCAUUUCCAGCUGGGCAGGCAGGAAGAUGCCCAUGAGUUCUUGCGCUGCACUCUGGAUGCCAUGCAGAGAGCUUGCCUUCCUGAGACCAGCAGAGGCGACAUGUUUUCUAAAACAACCAUCGUCCAUCAGAUAUUUGAAGGCUUGAUGAGAUCCAGAGUCACCUGCCUGAGCUGCGGAGCAGCUUCCGAGUCCUUCGAGCCCUUCCUGGAUGUCCUUUUGGAUAUAAAGGGAGCUGCUUCCGUCACUGAAGCUCUGGACAACUUCAUGAAGCCAGAGACGCUGGAAGCCGAGAACGGCUAUCGAUGCAGCCACUGUGGCCAGGUGGUUGUCGCCUCCAAGGCAUGCACCAUCCAAAGGGCCCCUGAGGUGCUCACCCUGGGCUUGAAGAGAUUUGAAGUCUUCACUGGCAGGAAGAUCACCAAGGUUGUGAAAUAUCCGGCGUUCUUGGAUCUUGGGCCAUACAUGUCCCAGGCAGCAGGAGAACCGCUCCUCUACUCCUUGUAUGCUGUCCUGGUGCACAGUGGUGCCAGCUGCCACUGGGGACACAACUUCUGCUUCAUCAAGGCCAGCGACGGGAUGUGGUACCAGAUGGACGACUCAUCUGUGGAGCCUCGUGGUGCCGAGCCAGCUCUGGGGCAGGAAGCCUAUUUACUGUUCUAUGUCAGGUGCUCUGAUACGAAAACUGAAGAAAGUGUUUCUUCCUCCCCAGCACCACCAGCACCAGAUGCCUGUUCCUCCCCCUGCCAGAGGACAGCCAGCAGUGAGCAGGACUCUUCACAGGUGGAGGACGUGGAGGCCUCUCCAGAGGACAGCAACUCCUCCACAGCAGCCAGCACCAGUCAGCCAAGCCAGCCAGGUGCACAGGAGGCUUCUGCAGGCUGGCUGAGCCACAUCUGGCCAGGCACGCUCAGCAUCACCUCCUUCAUGGGCUCCUGCUGGCACCGAUUCUUCUGCAGCUGCAGAAGGCUGGUGUCCAGAAGGAGAGCUGUGUGCCCCGACUGCUGCCCACCGCCUGGCCCUGUGCUGCACCCCCAGCAAGACAGCAGCAACAAAGGGCAGCCAGGACUGGUCCCUUCUUCCUGCAGCCAGAGGAGCAGGGCCAGGGAGAGGACCCGCAGCAGAUCCCCGCAGCCGGGCAGCAACUGUCGCAGCUGGCUCGUGGCUGCCACAGAUGAUGAGCCCUCAGCAGCACGGAGAGUGAGAACUAGUCCUCCACAUCAGCACCGUGCUCGCAGGGCGGAGGGAGCUGCAGGGCCUGCCAGGGGCAGCUCCCAGCUGGCUCCUGCACCCAGAGCUGCUCAGGAGCCCACCCUGCUAGGGCAGAGCGAAAGGAGCCAGCGCCCAGGGCAGGGCGCUGAUCUCCAGAGCCAGCCUGGGGAAAGCACAGCCUGUGCCCCCCCAGCAGAGAGGAGGAGAAGGGCCCCGCUGCCCCCGCGGUGCCCGUCAGCAAAACGCUCGCGGCGCUGCAGCGGCGACGCUGGCGGAGCAGCCCUGAGCGGGGAAGUAGCGCAGCCCCUGGCUCCUGCAGUGCCCGUCAGGCAGGGGAGGAGGAAUCCUGCCAGCACCAGAACUGCCCUCGCAAGGGCCUAAGCUGCACAGAGGGCACCAGCAGCCCAGCCCGGCCCUCCUGCCAGUGCUGCCUGUGGCCAGGAAGAGCUCAGAGCCCUUCCCGAGACUUGGGCAGCUCUGCCCUCUGGCCCCGCUUCCCAAGGGUUCCUCCAGGAAGAGCUUUAAUCCCUGGCCAGCUUCUGGGAUGGCCUGGGGAAAACAGCGGGGCAGGA